This is a messenger RNA of Dovyalis caffra, 206 nucleotides long. The record is from the annotation of a GenBank genome assembly. Lineage: Eukaryota; Viridiplantae; Streptophyta; Magnoliopsida; Malpighiales; Salicaceae.
CUUGGAAUGAUGGUUCAAAGCCAAGAGGCUGCUUGAUGAUAAGCAUGGCAGCAAGUAAUGUAGUGUUGGAACUUGGAAGGCCUAGGAUACGGUUAGAAGUGCAUGGAAUAAGCAUUGUGCGCUCAGGGAGAGAAACGGAAAUGGAGACAGGGAGAAAGAGAGAAGACCGGCGAAGACACCUAAAUCCAGCCAUGGCCGUUGCUUAG